CUUCAAACAAGUUGCUAAACGCAUUCGUUUAACACCGUGAUCUCAUACUAUUUAAAGAUCCCGGAAGAAAUAAACAUCCGAUAUCUUACAAUGUAUACAUUUUCACUGUGUCAAAUAUCCAUAAAAGAACACAUCUGACGUUAUUCUAAUUUAUAGAGGGUAUAUCCCUAUAUUAGUGUUGGACACAACAUAACUGCACCUAAGCUGGAUUAAGGAAUUUAAAGAUAUGAAGUGCUCUGGAAGACUAACAAAAACAAGGUUCUGAUGACACGCACCUUUAAAACUACAAGAAUGCGGAUAUCGGCACUGACUACCAAAUCUUAUAUUAGGCACAUCUUGUAUAUUUUUGUGACGCUGUUGACGCUGCUCUGCUCUAAACAGUCAGCUGGUCAAGAAAUUUGCGACGGCAAUCAGAAACACUAUAUGAAACGUAAUUACAUACUUGUGAACGAAUCAUAUACAGUGACAACAGCAAUAGUUACAGCCAAAAAAGCCAGUUGUAAUUUUUUUGAACAUGUUUGGGGAUGGAUUACCAGAGACAGAUGCAACACGAAAUACAGAAUGAAGUUUGUUACGAAGACAAUUUAUCGUCAAGUCCCAAAGGUGAAUGAUACCCUUGAAUGUUGCCAUGGAUACAUUAAAAUCGGUCAGAAUUGCUCUGAAGGCUGUAAAAAGGGUAAAUACGGCGAAAAUUGCACACAGAAUUGCCUCUGUUCUAACCAAGAACUGUUUUGUGAUAAAAACUCUGGCACGUGUCUGUGCCCUGCAGGUUUUACUGGAAAGAAUUGUACGGACGAAUGUGAGGAGGGCUUCUUUGGAAGUAAUUGUACAAACGAGUGCGCAUGUAAGAAUAACAGCACGUGCAAUAGAAGAAAUGGCUUGUGUAAUUGUACAUCACCAGGAUGGGUAGGCGAUAGUUGCGAUAAAGAAUGCGCCAAUGAGACAUAUGGGCUACAAUGCAAAGAAAAGUGCUCGUGUAAUGAAAACGAAACAUGUGAUCAUGUGACUGGAGAGUGUACGUGCAAACCUGGCUGGAAAGGGAACAAUUGUUCUCAGGAAUGCGAAGGCUUCACGUUUGGUAUUGACUGUAAUGAGAACUGCACGUGUAAAAAAGACCAUGCGGAAUCAUGUGAUAGAGUCACCGGUGAAUGCCUCUGUCGGAAUGGUUACAUGUGGGACUGUAGUGAAGAAUGUCCAGCUGGAUGGUAUGGAAAAAACUGCAAUGACAAAUGUUCUGCCAAAUGCACGGGUACCACGUAUUGUAAUCCGUUCAACGGCUCUUGCAUUUGUAUCAGCCGGAAGGGAGUAAACUGUUCUGAAGAAUGUGACGAUGGCUAUUAUGGACCGAACUGUGAAAUGGACUGCCAGUGUAACACUAGUCACAGUAAUAGGUCUUGUAGUACCAGUGGUCAGUGCGUGUGUCCGGCUGGUUGGACAAAUAGUACAUGUGAACAAGAAUGCCCGCCUGGAUUGUUUGGUCCAAACUGUGAAGAAAAUUGUUCCGAGAAGUGCACGGGAACCACACACUGUGAUCGUUUUAAUGGCACGUGCAUCUGUGUCCAUAGCAAAGGCGUUAACUGUACCGAAGAAUGUGACAAAGGGUAUUACGGGAACGACUGCAUGUCGAUAUGUCAGUGUGGUAACUAUAGCAACAGUAAUGGUUCAUGCGAUAGCUCUGGUAAUUGUCUGUGCAAAUACGGCUGGGAAGGACCAACGUGCGAAAACGAAAACAAGGAAACAGCGACGGUAAAACAGAUAAAGGAACCAAAAAGCUUCAUAGAACAGAAUUUAUUGUAUAUAGUUAUAGCAGUGAUAUCUGUGUUGCUGCUGGUUGUCGCCCUUGUUAUAGCAUUUUGCUGCCGGAGAAUUACUUCGCAAAAAAGAGACAAAAAGAACAGAGAAUUACUCAACGCCAGUGUUCAAGAAAACCCCAGCUACAGCUCGUGUAACAAGGAAACUAUACCCCUUGAAAAAUCUGAGCAAAAAGUCAAUAUGUACGAAGACGCCGUACUCGAAAACGAAACUAGCAGUGGACAGACCAGUAACAACGUUUUACAGGUAAAUAAAGCGCCGGAAAACAUGAAUAGCAAUCAUAUGGUAGAAAAUAGUGCCCAUGCAUGCGCAGAAAUAAACAUGACGCCUGACAAUAUAGAAGAUGAGUACAGUGUUCCAGACAAAGGCACUGAUAAAAAGGAACAUACAAACGAUGGUGAACAUUUAAAAGGAGGAAAACCACAUCAAACGGAAGAGUUGUAUGACUCUACUCAAGAUAACGUCAUAACAACGGAAACCGCUCCAAAUGAAUAUAACACUUUUCAAGAUGUUAUUAAACUUCAGCAAGAAGCAACGAGGAAGGAAUCUGAUUCCGAGGAGGACUAUGACGUCAUAACUCGUACUGAAUCACACAAAACGAAACCAGAAGAUCUUGAACACUAUUCUAGUUUUGAACAAGUGAGAAAACUAACCCGACAGGACAGUCUGGAUGAAGAGGAGACGUAUAAUGCUUUGAAUGAACAUCUUUCAGAACACAGAUCAGCACUGGUUAAUGACAGUCAAUAUCACCAUAUUAGCUUAAAGGAUAAAACGAUUGAUGGCAAAACCUUCACAGUUGUCGCGCCCCAUGAUAGGUGUAGUACUCAGAGGCAAAUAAGUUCUGGUAAAAAAUUAUCCAAACAGAGAAGCUUACAAGACUCUGAUGCGAUACAUGAAGAACAUGAAGAGGAAGAGAUGGCAGCAGAGAUUAACUUGACUGAGAAUAAAACUAAGUCUAAAGCAGGUGAAAUGCUAGAAGAAGACAUAACGGAAGUGAUUUACGACGAAUGUGAUUUAGAUGACAUGGCUGAAGAACACAACAGUGAGAGGAGUAAAUUGAUUCCCGAGUCUGUUGUUGAAUCGGAAAGUAAUACUACAAGUAUAACUGAAAUAGUGUAUGAAGAAUGUGACGAGCCUGGCGAUGAACAGUCAAGACCACCAAGUGCAGUAGUGUACGAGGACGUUGACGAAGAGGAAGAUAGUAAACAUGAAAGUGAAGAUGAAGAAGCGGAAGAGAAUCAGGACCCUGUACAGAACAAACCAAGGCCACAUGUUAAGAGGGCAGUAGACAGACGUAGGGAAGACUACGAGGACUUUGCACUAUAAUUUAAUUGGCAGCAGGCUUUGCUGAGUAUUAUGAUCAUCAAGCUACAAGAACUUCGCUCUAAUUUUUGAAAUUACAAAAUAUCAAUUUGAUAACCAUAUUGCAAGUACUUCGCUCUGUAAUCAAAUCAAAAACUGGCAGUUCUAUAUCCAAAUUGCGAGGACUUUGCUAGAUGUAUUUUAAUUUCAAAAUAACAAUUUCAUAACCGUAUUGCAAGAACUUCACAUCUGUAAUUUAAUUUCAGAAUAGCAAUUUGAAAACCAUAUUGCGAGGAUUUUGCUAGAUGUAUUUUUAACCAUAAAAUGGCAAAUCGAUAACCAAUAUGCAAGGACUUCGCUCUGUAGUUUGAUUACAAAUGGUUAUUUGAUCAACAAAUUGCCUGGCAUUUUCUUUGUAAACAAAUUACCAUAAGUGGCCAGGGACUUCGCCCUAAAAUUAAAUUUUCUAAAUGAUGUGGACUUCACUCUGUAAAUUUUGUAUCAAAUGGCUAAUUAGGAAUAAGCCAAACAGUUAUUAUUUUUGUCCUUUUUUAUUUUUGUCUAUUAACAUUUUCAAGUAAACCCUGAAAUAUUAAUUGACAUCAAAACACGAAAAGGUGAUCGAAUGUAUCAUCAUGUAACAUAUGCGGAUUUCUCUCUAUCUUCUAAUCACCAAACAAUGGGAUUUAUCCCAAAAGCUGUUAUUUUUGCCUUGCCUUGUUUUUAUAUGUUAUUUGAAAUGAAAAUACAAAUGUAUUCUUGAAUGAUUCAUGGUGUAAACUAUAGGGAUUUCGCUUUGUAAUUCAGUCACCUAAUGUUGAAGGAGGACACUGGCGUAGGGCGAUUUCAAAAUUGAAGUGGAUGGGAUUAGGAGGAUGGGCGACCAGUCAAACCUUACCCUAUUUUCCUACAAAAUAUUUGGACAGCCAAAAACAAAAACGCCCUUGACAAUUAGAAAUCGUAUACAACUCUUACCAGUACGUCUGAAUGCCCUCUGAAAUAGGUUUUCCUCCCUUAUUGCUGAGAUUUCUGUGCAAAAUCAUUUUUGUUGCCAAAUGUGUGUGUGUGGGGGUGGGGGGAGUGGGGACAGGGGGCUUCCGUUCGUGUACGUGCUCCUAGGCUGCUGUAAGGAAUUCACCAGGCCUGAAAUUGUUGUUCUGGUCGUGUUUAUGUUUCAUAUGUGUUUUGUAUUGUAUAUUUUCGUGUUAUUUCUUAAAAAGUAUUGACUGAAAUAAAAUCAAAAUAACUUAUUAAACGAUUUACUCUGUAUAUUUAAAGUGUACAUAUACAUUAAUGUCUGUUAUUCGAAAUAUAUAUUAAAACAUGA
Molecule: messenger RNA, 4441 nt
Organism: Mercenaria mercenaria
Lineage: Eukaryota; Metazoa; Mollusca; Bivalvia; Venerida; Veneridae
Product: multiple epidermal growth factor-like domains protein 10
Exons: 16
Coding region: 265-3138 (957 amino acids)
Biological process (GO): cell communication
Cellular component (GO): membrane
Molecular function (GO): scavenger receptor activity
Source: RefSeq, a predicted model, not a curated record